AUGUUCAUACUUCUAACCAACUCAUUGCACCGUUCCUGCACUGAAUUCAAAUUUCUUAGCAAACCAGGUAUGAUGGCUUUAGCCCUAGCACACAGUGGGGGAUCAAGCCACCCAAUAAACCGACAAACGGAAUCAUUCAUAGGACAUGGAAAAAACCCCCUUCCUGGAUUCAAAAGGGUCCAAGACGUUUUCACCACAACAACUUUUCCACAAAAACAUAGCACCAUUUUUGUUGUAGCAGAGCUCAAGAAGAAGAAGGGUAGAAGAAAAGAGACGUUGGGGAACGUUGGGGAAGAAGAUCACAGGAAGUGGGGAUCCGUUCCUGCACUCGUGUCAUUUUUCUGGGUUGCAUUGGUUCAUCUCAUGGCUGCUGUGAUGGGCCAUGGAGGUGAUGGUGGUGACGAGCCACCACAUCCGUUCGGUGGAGAUUUUGGUGUUCACCAGAUUGAUGCGCGUUGGAGUGCUACUAUUGACCACUUCUUAACUGAUACACAUUGUAAACGAUCCAGUGUAAACAAAGAAUGCCGAAAGAAGCAAGUAGUUAAAAAUCGUGGAGGGACGUGCAGUUACGGUAGUGCUUCUUUCAAAAAUAAUUUGAAUAAACUUGAAGUAUUUCAUCGUGCACAUGUUAAUAAACAAGGGGAAUUCGUUGACCCAUUAGUUGAAGAACAAUAUAAUGCUUUAGUUGCUGAGGUUGCUUUACAAACCCAACACAUAGCCGACUCCGGUGGUGAUCCGAACUCCAUUGAUUGGAUAGCCUUAUUUGAGAAGGUGUUAGGUGCUCGAAGGGGACAUGUGAGAGGCAUCGGGCCUAAGCCUUCCGUAGUGGGUACAAGUGCUCCGACCCAGUGGCAGUCACAGUCACAAACACCACAACCAACACAGGAUGUGGAUGUUAACGCUUUUCUCCAAAACCCGGUGUUUGUGACUGCACUUGGAGAUAUUAUCCGCUCAUUUAGCAAGCAAGUUGACAAUGCAACCAACAACGACGAGGAAAACGAUGAUGAGGACAAUGAUUAA
Messenger RNA from Lactuca saligna, 1020 nucleotides. The record is from the annotation of a GenBank genome assembly. Lineage: Eukaryota; Viridiplantae; Streptophyta; Magnoliopsida; Asterales; Asteraceae.